GUCUAAGCAACCAAUUUGUCCUUGCUCUUCAUUUUCUUCUUCCAUCCUAAGGAGAUGGAGUAUUCAAGGCUCUUUCGUGCGGAAAGAUUCAAACUUGGCCAAAUACAUAAUCGUGUAGCCUUAGAAACAACCCUGAAACUUGCUUGUUUCUCCUGGUUGGUAAUAUGCGUUCCCCGACCUUGUCGUGGACAGGAGGUCUUCGACGUGACCAAGUAUGGAGCAAUUUCCAACGGGAAAACUGAUAAUAGCAAGGCGUUUUCAGAUGCUUGGAGUGCUGCAUGUAAACACAGAGGAGCUGCAAGCUUCUUGAUCCCGAAGGGGUCUUUCCUUCUUGGCCAAAUCAUCUUUCAAGGCCCUUGCUCCAACAACACGUCUCCAAAGUUUGAGAUCAAGGGGAAAUUACUAGCCCCCGCAAGCCCCACAAGCAUAACUACGAUCGCUUGGUUGGAAUUCAGGGCUCUUAAUAAGCUCAUUAUCGAGGGUGGUGGCGUUGUUGAUGCCCAGGGCGCUACCUCUUGGAAUCUAACAAGGUGUACAGGGAGGAAUUGCCACAACUCUCCACUGUCAACACGAUUCAUUAAGAUCAGCAAUGCAACAAUCGCCAAUCUAACGCUUCUUAAUAGCAAGGGCUAUCACAUGGCCAUUCAGAGGAGCAAUUUUGUGACCGUGUUGAACCUCAAUAUAUCCGCACCUGGAGAUAGCCCGAACACUGACGGACUCCACAUAAGUGACUGCAAUAAUAUCAAUGUUACUCGCCUCGCCAUCGGCACUGGUGAUGACUGCAUCUCCAUUGGCCCAGGUAACAACAAUGUGUCAAUCUCUGGCGUAAAUUGUGGCCCUGGACACGGGAUCAGUGUUGGGGGUCUAGGAAAGUACAUGGAUGACAAGGACGUGAUUGGGGUAAAGGUUAAUAACUGCACAAUUUCAAACACACAGAACGGUAUCCGUAUCAAGACGUGGCCUGGUUCGCAACCUGGUCGAGCUUCGAACUUCAAAUUUGAAGAUAUCAUUGUGAACAAUGUCUCCCGUCCAAUCAUCAUAGAUCAGGAGUAUUGUCCCAAAAAAACAUGCUCAAAUAAGCCCUCCUUGUUCAAGGUAAAUAACGUGACGUUUAAUAGGAUAUCGGGGACAUCAAGUCGCCCCGUCGCGGUGAACCUGAAGUGCAGUUCCUCGGUUCCCUGCGAGAAUGUGAAGCUCCACGACGUAAACUUGGAGCACAUCAAUGGUGCUGCCUCCGAUAUCACCUCUAAAUGCUUUAAUGUCAAGGGACUCGUUGCCACAUCCAAGAAGCCUGAUAGCACGCUUUCAAAGUCACUUGCAAAAUGUUUUCAGACGCAUCAGGUUAAAAUUUUGCAGGUCCACAAGGAUGAAGUUUGAUUAGGGAUUUAAAAAAAAAAAAAUAGUAACUACGUGCUUUCUUCUUGCAAUUUGUAUGGAUAUUUGUAUAUAUUUCUGGGUUUCCAUCUUCAUGAUCGACGGAAGAUGGAUAGUUUUGUAUCACAAUUUUCUGGAAGAUUGUCGUAAGUUCUGUGAGGAUCUUUUUUUUUUUUUUAGAUCUGGGGAGAGGUUCAAGCUUCAUAAUUGCAGAGAAGUAUCAAAGUGCCUCAGAGUUUGCUUUGAGGUUGGUUAUUAUGUA
This is a messenger RNA of Asparagus officinalis (garden asparagus), 1636 nucleotides long. Its product is annotated as exopolygalacturonase-like. Gene Ontology annotation, molecular function: polygalacturonase activity. The record is from RefSeq and is a predicted model, not a curated record. Bases 55 to 1377 code for a protein of 440 amino acids. Lineage: Eukaryota; Viridiplantae; Streptophyta; Magnoliopsida; Asparagales; Asparagaceae. Gene Ontology annotation, biological process: carbohydrate metabolic process. The transcript is spliced from 5 exons.